AUGUCAAGAAUCAUAGCUGAAGAAAUAGACUAUGAUACUGACAGUCUGAGAAGAUCAAGCGUAGAGGUUCAUGAUACCUUGAACAUUGAACAAAGACAUGUAUAUGAUAUGGUAGUAAAUGCGGUUUUCAUUGGAAACUCUGAGCACAAGAUUUUCGCCCUGAGUGUAAGCAGUGGAACUGGGAAGACAUACUUGAUAAAUGCCAUAAUAGAUUUUCUUCGCUCGGAGAAGAAAGUCGUACUCGCCACUGCUCUUUCUGGCAUUGCAGCUACCUUACUCCACAAUGGAACGCUUCACUCUCGCUUCAAGAUUCCCUUCAACAUCACUCCUGAAUCCACUUGCCAGGUGUCUGACCAACAUGCAAGUGCACAGCUCUUCAGGAUGAAAGACUUGAUCAUAAUUGAUGAAGUCAGCCAAGGUGACAAACUGUUAUUCGAAUGUUUGGAUCGAUCAUUGCGUAACAUUAGGAAGAAUCAAGAGUUGUUUGGAGGAAUCUGCGUUCUGUUUGUAGGUGACUGGAAGCAAAUUCUUCCCGUUGUGAAACACGGAAGUCGAGCACAGAUAGUCAACGCAACCUUGAAGACAUCAUACAUCUGGAAGUCAGUAACAGAACUGAAACUAUCACUCAACAUGAGAGUUCGCAAUCCAUCCGAUGCCACCUUUGCGUCUUAUCUCAGAGACAUAGGAUCAGGGAACUGUUCGUACAUUGAGCCUCCGAGAAAUAUGAUUGAAGUUCUCCCUGAAUUUGUGCUAGAAUCCUCUUCUAUUUCUGAUACUUGCAAGUUUGUCUUUGAUGGAUUAAGUGAAAGUUAUGCGGACCCGUCGUGGCUAUGUUCGCAAGCUGUAAUAGCUUCAACCAAUGAAGUCGUCAAUAGUGUCAACGAGCACAUGAUCAACAACUUCCCCGGUGAAAGUCGCGAAUAUUUCAGCUCGGACACAAUAGAAGAUGAAAAUUAUCAUCAAUAUCCGCAAGAUUUUUGA
Messenger RNA from Macrobrachium nipponense, 981 nucleotides. RefSeq names its product ATP-dependent DNA helicase PIF1-like. Gene Ontology annotation, molecular function: DNA helicase activity. The record is from RefSeq and is a predicted model, not a curated record. The transcript has a single exon. NCBI's taxonomy places the organism in Eukaryota, Metazoa, Arthropoda, Malacostraca, Decapoda, Palaemonidae. Gene Ontology annotation, biological process: DNA repair; telomere maintenance. Bases 1 to 981 code for a protein of 326 amino acids.